Messenger RNA from Phalaenopsis equestris, 756 nucleotides. RefSeq lists its product as uncharacterized. Bases 198 to 515 code for a protein of 105 amino acids. The transcript is spliced from 2 exons. The record is from RefSeq and is a predicted model, not a curated record. Lineage: Eukaryota; Viridiplantae; Streptophyta; Magnoliopsida; Asparagales; Orchidaceae.
CGGCAUCGAAUCGGAUUCGAAGUUGGUCAAGAAGCGAGUUGCCAAAAUUGCUUAAAUUCCUCCCGCGAGGGAGCACAACCUGUAUUGCCUAUUUUAAUUUUUUUGAAUUUUGUUGUUUUGGGGUCGCCCUUUUGUUGCAGAGAUCGGCUGGUUUCGGCCGGGGAAGCGGCGGAUCUCCGGCGACAGGAGUGAUAGAGAUGAUCACACGAUCACAGCUGGUGGAAGAGUUGAGAGAAUAUCAGAUCCGAUCCCAACGCAAGUGGGCCGCUCUGCUGAUUUUUUCUCCAAAGCCCCAGAUCAGGAAUCGGAAGGAUGUUGUUGUGGCUCUGAUAUUUGCCCUAUUCUUUUGCUUCGUAAUAAUUUCUUCCUACAUCUCUUUCUACUUCAAGCUUUAUAGACUUUCUGCUGUAGCUAUAUGUGUUGGGAUUCUUCUUCCAACGUGCCUGAGAUUUUCCAGGCAGAGAAAGCUUGCAAGGAAAAGGGAUGGGAGAUAUUCCUUACCUUUGUCGAUGUAGCUGUUGAGGGGAAGAGCCAAUUUUCAUUAUUUGAUUGAAGAGUGGUGUUAUUGAUAACUUGAGCAACAUAAGGAGCUCUCCUUUGGGAGUUGCUAGGUAGGCAGUCUUUUUUUUUUUUUGAAACAUUUAGAGUAUUCUUAUACUAGCAUUGUAACUCUGACAGCCAUUCUUUCUGUUUUGCUUUUCUUUGCACGGCAUUCAAGUUCCAGAAUUAUAGAGAUAUUUACAGAUUGUUGAUUUU